UAGCAUCUCGCAGGAUUAGCUACACCAGCAUGAGGAGGAACCUCAAUCCAGAGAUGGAGUCAUAGAGAGCGUUGAGAUAUGUAGUUAUGUGAGGUGUGGCAUUAAUUUAUCAAUUUCCUUGAUCAUCUGGAUGGAUGUCGUCUUGGUCACGUGACUCGGCUUGUGUGAUUUUGCGGUAUUAUUGGUGAAUCAAGAACAGAGAUCUUUAAAAACUGAACAGAUCUGACCCCUAAUGCAACAAGGGCAAGAUGAUGGAUACCCAGCGUGCCCUGUUGGCGGUGGAGCGUCUGCAGGAGAGGCUGAAGCAGAGGGGCGAUCUGCCCACCGAGGAGAAGCUGAGCCUGCUGAAGAGUGUAUUACAGAGCCCACUGUUCCACCAGAUCCUUAUCAUGCAGGACUCCGCCCACUACCACCAGGUUUCCAGUAAGUUGCCCAGAUCCCAUUCCCUGCGAGGUGAUAUGGGACGUGUUGGCACAUCCUGUGCUCUCAGGCACAGUGAGUCCUACCUGUCAGCCCAGCGGCGAAACGACCGAUACGGCUCUGCCAACCAUAUACCCACCACUCCCAUCAUCACCGAGGACUUCCAGUCCACUAUACAGACCAUGGCAAUGGGUCGGCGUGUGCUCAGUGUGGAUUUUCAGAAGGAGCACGGCGCUCUGGGGUUUGAUUUGGUGGGCCUGCAGAAUCAAUACAAAGGAGGGUCUGGAAUUUUCAUACAGGGAGUACAGCCCGGAUCCAUGGCUCACUGUGAUGGUCUCCGUGAAUCAGAUCAGAUCCUCGCAGUGAACGGGGAGGUGUUCGACUCUACCACGACCCAGCAGCAUGCGUUCAGGAUGUUACAGAGCGCUGUCUCCAUGACCACGCUGACCGUCGCCCGAGGACCAACGGGUGACCUGUACCCACCGCGCAUGAGCCGGGCCGUUUCACUGCCCAAAGACCUCUCGGGCAUCAGCAGUGCUUUCAGUCAGCAGAGGAAUAUCCAGCUAAUCGAGCUGGAGAAUGAUGGUGCAGGCCUGGGGUUUGGAAUUGUUGGAGGGAGGAGCGCUGGCACCAUGGUUAAAUCCAUCUUACCUGAAGGACCAGCAGGGAAGGACGGGCGUUUGCGGACUGGUGAUCUGCUCCUCAGGAUUGGUGAAGUGGACGUGUCCAAUAUGGGCACUGAUGAGGUGGCGCGGGAGCUCCGCCUCUCAGGCUCCAAAGUGAAGCUUCUCAUUGCCAGGGAAACCACAGACAAUGACCUCAUGCACUCUGUUGCCCAGCAACAGGAAACGCAAGAAGGACAGUGUGCUGAGGGGGAUAAAGAGUUCACAGUCAAAGUUACAAAGAACAAAAUGGGUCUAGGCCUCACUAUCUCCAGAUCUAUAGAUCACCUGAACGCAGGUUUCAGUGGCAUUGUGGUGAAGGGGAUCGUGAAGGGCAGUGCGGUGGAUCAGAAUGGACAAGUGCAUAUUGGAGAUCACAUUAUUGCGGUAGACGGGCGCCGGCUUCACGGCUGCAGUGAGGAGCGGGCGAUGGAGAUUCUGAGGUUGACAGGUCAGAGGGUGGAGCUAACUCUACAGAGGAAGUGUCCUCAGAUUGGGUCCUCCAGCGCCUCACAGCCUCACUCAUCGGUUACAUUUGCGUUAGAGCCAAAAACUUCCCCAGAAUCUGGGAGUCUGCUCUCGUCACUUUGCCAAGACCCUCGCUACAAGUCCAAGCUGUCAGAGGAGGAGAAGGCUGAGCUGAAGAGGAAGUGGCAAAGCAGGCUGGGAAAGAAGUACGAAAUAAUGGUGGCCCAGGUGCAGAAGUUCAGUGAGUGCAGUGGUUUAGGGGUUAGUCUGGAGUCAAGAGCAGGUCGUCACUUUAUCUGCACCAUCCUGCCUGAAGGACCACUAGGCCAGUGUGGACUCAUAAGACCUGGGGACCAGCUACUGGAGGUGAACGGGAUACCCCUGAUUGGUGAGAGCCAUAAGGACGUGCUGGGCCUACUGAAGGAGCUUCCCGUGGAGGCGUGUGUGGUGUGCUGUCGCCUGAUGCCGCCCACUCCAGACGACGACGAUGAUGAAGAGAGUGAUGUUCAGUUUAGCCUGAAGGAUCUGAUCGCUGAGUUCUCUGAAAAGCAGACGGAUCAGAAGAACUGCAGCGGGCGGCCGGGGAGAGGUGGAGCAGAGGAUUGUGGGAAGAUGGACGUCCCAUCCCUGUCCUAUCAGGCUAUGUGGCAGGAGGAGAUUCAGGUCUAUGAGCUGCAGAAAGGAGAAGCUGGCCUGGGAUUCAGUAUACUGGACUAUCAGGAUCCAGUGGAUGCGCAGAAGACGGUGAUAGUGAUCCGCUCGCUGGUUCCGGGGGGUUUGGCUGAGAGAGACGGGCGGCUGAUGCCGGGAGACCGGCUGAUGUUUGUGAAUGGGACGGAUUUGAGUAACACCAGCCUGGGUCACGCUGUUCACGUCCUAAAGAGUACCAACUACGGCAAUGUACUAAUCGGGGUUGCCAAACCAUUACCGGAAAAUGACGCUCAGGACACUGGAAGCUUCCUAACCAGCAACCAUUCCAGAGACAGCCACCAGCUCUCCACAGUGCAGGAAAAUUCUGUGCUGCACAGCAGCAGAAUGGAGGCGGGCGCUAAAGGGAGCUCUCAUCAAAGCAGUGGCCUUGAGAAGACCAUCACCGUGAGCCGGGGCAGCGCCAGCUUGGGUAUGACAGUGAGUGCUAUAAAGGAUGGGUCAGGUAUAAUCAUCCGGUCAGUGCUGAGUGGAGGUGCUGUCAGUAAGGACAGCCGGCUGGCAAUAGGGGACGCAAUUGUAGCCAUCAACGGAGAACCCACCACCAACCUCACCACCGCUCAGGCUCGGGCCAUGCUGCGGAAACACUCGCUUAUUGGACCAGAACUCAGUGUCACCUAUGUACCUGCAGCUUUCCUUGACAUGCAUCGAGCCACCAUCCUCCACUUAAAACAGGAGGUUAUGGCAGAUCGAGCUGCUGUCAUCCAAUCAAAGCAGGAGCUCAAAAAGGAUCACACCCAUGUUGGCCAGGCAGUCCAGAAGCAGCAGCACAAAGCAUUUACAAAGCUUGAAAGCGUGUGUAGAGCAGUGGAAGUUGACACUGGGAGAGUAAAUGGAGCAUCAUGGGGGCAGAGCCGGUCACUGUGGGGACAGAAAGAUGAUACGGACAGACGAGAAGAAAGAGAAGAAAGUGUCCCGAAAUGUGCAGUUGGCUCCCGGCAAGCGAACGGACAGAGAGAAUCGGAGAGGAAGGAGGAAGAGGCACAGCGGAGAAAUGAUCACGAUUCAUGGAGUCAACCCCGACGGGUGACGGUGAUCAGGAAGGAUGGUGAGUGUCUUGGCAUCAGUGUGAUUGGUGGGCGUGGCAUGGGGCGCCGUCUAAGCAACGGAGACAUGCAACGUGGCAUCUUCAUCAAACACAUCGCAGAGGACAGUCCUGCAGCAUACAACAGUACACUCAAACCUGGAGACCAAAUACUACAGGUUGGAGGUGUGGAUGUGAGUGAUUUUACUCAUGAAGAAGCAGUGGAGGCAAUUCGCCGAGCCGGAGACAGAGUGGAGCUACUAGUGCAAAAUCCUCAGGUUUCAGACCUUGUCAGCAGGACCGAAGAACAGGGCCUGUUAGAGAGCAGCCACCACAUAGACUCCAAAUGUGAGAAUCCCAGUCUACUCACUCGCCUCUCCCAGUCCAGCCCGUUUAGCCCCGCCCCGUUUAAGCCUACAGGAAACAAGGCGUUAAAGAAACCUCCCCACCCCGUCCCACCUCCCCUAAGGCUGCCCUCAGGGCCCACAGUUGUGGUAACAGACGGACUGACAAUGAAGAACACUCUAGAAAGGCUGAGUGGACUCCCAGAGGUUCCACAGCACAAUGAACUGGAAGCAGCUUCAUACUGGAGCCGUAUGACGCAGCGGUAUGGCAGUCUGCCGGGGCAGCUGAAGCUGGUGGAGCUGGACUGCAGUGGGCACAGCGGUGGUGUGGGUCUGUGUGUGACGGGGAGCAGACACAGCGCCCGCGGGAGGAUGAGCGUGUACGUGUCAGAGGUUCAGGUGGGAGGGGCUGCUGCUGCUGACGGGCGAAUCAGAGUUGGAGACGAGCUGCUGGAGAUUAACGGACAGGUAUUAUACGGCCGUAGUCACCAGAAUGCCGCUGCUAUUAUUAAUAGCGCUCCAUCUAAGGUUAAGAUUGUAUUGACAAGGAGUGAAGCUGCAUUGAAGCACAUGGCUACAGAACCGGUAACUGAGACGGACAACUGUCCCAUCUUAUCCCCCUCUGCUGUGGAUAUCGGUAUGUUCAAAGAAAGCAAGCAUGGCGUCCUAAAUCAGAUGGAAGGAAGGAUGAUACUAGAGAACAAACCGAAGGCUUAUUCCUCUGAAAAGAGCAACACCAAUCAUCUUUGUCCUGUCAACACUUUAUCCAAUCACAGUCCUUCGAGUGGCCCCUCUCCUGCAUUACGCAACUCAUCAGUCAGUCCCGUACCUCUGAGCUGCCGGACCCCGCCCACAUCCCACAACACCGCAGACAACCCUACACACCAUAGUCCCGCCCCCUUCUGUCCCCUGACCAAUCAGGCGGGCGCCGCUCUGCCUGGCUCCUCCUGCUGUUCAUCCUGCUCCAUGAACUCGGACCCCCUGCUGUGUCCCAUCAUGCCCGGCUGUAUAAACACCAUAGAUAUCUGUAAAGGACACGCUGGCCUGGGCCUGAGCAUAGUUGGGGGCUGCAACACGUUACUGGGAAUGAUUUUAAUCCAUGAGGUGAAUGAAGGUGGUGCUGCUUACAGGGACGGGAGACUGACGGCAGGGGAUCAGAUUCUCGAGGUGAACGGUAUAGAUCUGAGGAUGGCGACACACGAGGAGGCCCUGAGCGUCCUGAGGCUGAGUCCUCAGCACGUCCGGCUCUGUGUGUACAGACACCCCUCCACGAACAGCUUCCGCAGCCACGCUGCCUACACUCCUGAAGACAUGUGGGACCUGUUCACAGUGCAGCUGCAGCUAGCACCAGGCCAGGACCUGGGGAUGAGCAUUGUGGGCAAAAGGAAUGAUACGGGGAUAUUCGUGUCGGAGGUGAGGCGCGGGGGAAUGGUGGAGGGAGAUGGACGGCUGCUGCUGGGGGACCAGAUCUUGUCUGUAAAUGGAGAGGACAUCCGAGCUGUUUCUCAAGACUACGCUAACACACUGUUACAGAGCUGCACUGGGUCUGUGGUGAUGGAGGUGGCACGUUUUAGAGCUACUCCACCCUACUCAUUUGAUUGCCAGGCAGGUCCUGUGGAUUCCUCUCUUUUCUUCUGUCCUGACAUUUAUGAGUCUGUGGAAAGGAACGUAGCCACCAGAACAGUCACGCUUCAGAAGAGUACCUUACAGGGGCUGCAUGUGAGUGCCAUCGGGGGUCUCAAGGAGGAAACAGGCCUCUACGUCUCUGCCAUCGACCCAGACUCAUCUGCUGCCCACAGUAGACUCCUGGAGGUAGGUGAUAAGAUUGUUAGCAUCAACGGCAAGUCAACCGCAUCCCUCUCUCACACUGAAGCUCACACCCUCCUGAGAAAGCCCAGUGGGGCCGUCACUCUGCAGGUCAUUUCACACUGUGGCGCUAGUCGAUCGUCUUGGGAUCUGUCUUCAUCUGCUGUUCCAGAAAACUACGCUACCCCUAAUAACUUGAGCUCUCCUCAGUACCGGACUGUCUCUCUGGAGCAGGGCUCUGCUGGUCCGGGCUUCGGCACAGUGGGAGGGAGCUUCGGUGGAGGACGGCCGUCUGCAGUGUGGCGAUAGGCUGGUGUCAGUCAAUGGGCGGAGUCUAGAAGGCAUCACGCACGGACUCAGAGGUUGUGAAGAUCCUAUAAGGUGCCAGAGGCAUAUUCACACUUACUGUACUCCUGCACACUCACACCAAACCCUGAUAAAUAGGAAUUAUUUAUAUGGACAGAUACAGCUCUGAAAAAAAUUAAGAGACCACUUCAGUUUUGCUAUUUAUAGGUACAUGUUUGAGUAAAAUGAACAUUGUUGUUUUAACUGGUUUUUAAUCAGUUUUCAUGCAUCUUUGCAUGUUCUCCUCCACCAGUCUUCCACACUGCUUUUGGAUAAAUUUAUGCCACUCCUGGUGGAAAAAGCACUUCAAGCAGUUCAGCUUGGUUUGAUGGCUUGUGCUCAUCCAUUGUCCUUUUGAUGUUUAAGUGGUCUCUUAUUUCUUUCCACAGCAGUAUAUAGUGUAACUUGGGGAUUUCAUGCCUGAUUGUAAAUAUUCCCUUUAAAUCAGCUUAUAAAAAAACAUUACAUUUUUUACUAUGUCCAGGUGUUUUUAGGCCUGUGUGAAGUUCGUUAAUACCAUGACUAUCCAAUUUUCACGAGACAGGAAUUUAGUAUUGUAAGCAGUGGAAGCUACAGAACACUGCACUGUCCUGUGGGAUGUGUUUUCACACCAUACCUACCAUCCACUGUGCUCCCUAAAUUCAGGGUUUUUGUUUUCUUUCAUUAUUUUAAUAUUAUUUGAAUACUAUAGUCACCCAAACUAUAAAGAAAAAACAUAUGGAAUUUUAUUAUUAAAUAAAAAAAGUGCACCAUCCCCUGAGGUAACACUUCAUGAUCAAUUUUAACAUACAACUGUCCCAUGACUUUUGGCAUAUCUGUGUAUAUCAUAUGUACACUGCUUCCCUCAUUGUGUAAAUACAUGUAUUUUAUUUUAAUUUUAAUCAAUAGGUCUGCCAAAUAAGCUAAUGCAUAAGAAGUCCAUGUACAUAUUUCUACAAACACUGUAAAUAUAUAUAUAUAAUAUUCAUCUCAAUAUUAAUUAUCUGGAGAACAUUUUCUGAAUAGUCAUUUAUUUAUAUUACAGAUUUCUGCUGUUGUUUCUGGUUAAAACUGACAAAAUUAAGUGUUAAUGUUCACAGCAAUAUAAAGAUAAUAAUAAAAGAUAAUAAUAAUAAGGACAGUAAUA
This is a messenger RNA of Astyanax mexicanus (Mexican tetra), 6903 nucleotides long. RefSeq names its product multiple PDZ domain protein. The transcript has 42 exons. Gene Ontology annotation, molecular function: protein binding. The record is from RefSeq and is a predicted model, not a curated record. Lineage: Eukaryota; Metazoa; Chordata; Actinopteri; Characiformes; Acestrorhamphidae. The coding region runs from base 249 to 5741 and encodes 1830 amino acids.